UAGGCAGGAGACCUUUUCUCAGUUGGCUAGAUUCUGUCAUUGGGCUAGUGGUUCUUACAUUAAUACAUGUCAAUGAACAGAUAUUUACAGUACUUGGACCACAUAAUGAAAACACAGAGGUUAAACAUUAACUCAGAGAAACUGAAACCUGUAAGUGGAGCUUCAGCCAUCUAGCUGCAUUGGACAUAACUGCGACUGGACAUUUUGCAAGUGGUGCUCAGCCGUGAAUCCAAGAUUACUUUGGAGAUUUUUUAUGGAGAACUCCAAAAAUUGGGGAGAAAAAAUGGCUGUGCAUCUACAACCACCAUUUAUUAACCCAACUGUCCCGUUCAGCACUCCGAUCCAGGGAGGAUUUCAGGAUGGAAUGAUUAUUACUGUAUGUGGACGGGUUUUGCCAGAUGCAGACAGAUUCAAUGUGAACCUCGAGCAUGGGUCUGAUGUCGUUCUGCAGGUUAACCCACGCUAUUCAUGGCUCUUGCCCAUCUCUGGAUAUGUAGUUCACAACACCCGCCAGAAUGGGAAAUGGGGCUGGGAGGAACGCAAGGUAGAAACUCCCUUCCCAAGAGGCCAGAUGUUUUCCCUGCAGAUCCUCAUCACCCAGGAGUCUUACAAGAUAAGUACUAAUGGGGAACUCUUCUCGGAGUACAAGCACCGUAUGCCAUUUUCAAAAGUGGAUCGGAUCUGUGUGGUUGGAAUGGUGGAACUGAAUGUAGUUGCUUUCCACUAUCGUGUGUCCCACCUUCCUGCUCUUCCAGGAUCUUUGAUGGUCCCAUACAAAAGCAUCAUAUAUGGUGGAGUGCAGCCUGGAAAAUGCAUUGUCAUCCAGGGAGUCAUCAAUCCCCAAGCAAAAAGAGUAGGGUUUAGUCUACGACACAGAACUGGAAUUGCGUUUGACUACAGUCCUCGUUUUGAUGAGAAUGUGGUUGUUUGCAACUGUUAUGAGAAUGGGAAGUGGGGCGAGGAGGAACGGUCUGGACAGAUGCCUUUUGAGAGAGGGCAAACUUUUCUGGUCACCAUUUGUUGCAGUCCUGAUAAUUACGAGGUGUUUGUCAGUGGUAAAAAAACUCACACUUUCAGCCGUCGCUACAAUAACAUGGAAGAGAUUGAUGUUUUGGAAGUUAGUGGAGAUGUGCAGCUGACCUUUGUGCAGCCCUGACAAAGACUUCAUCCAGGUUCAAGAGAAACA
Messenger RNA from Megalobrama amblycephala (Wuchang bream), 1186 nucleotides. RefSeq names its product galectin-9-like. Gene Ontology annotation, molecular function: galactoside binding; carbohydrate binding. Gene Ontology annotation, cellular component: cytosol; nucleus. NCBI's taxonomy places the organism in Eukaryota, Metazoa, Chordata, Actinopteri, Cypriniformes, Xenocyprididae. The record is from RefSeq and is a predicted model, not a curated record. Bases 254 to 1156 code for a protein of 300 amino acids. Gene Ontology annotation, biological process: positive regulation of gene expression; negative regulation of CD4-positive, alpha-beta T cell proliferation; negative regulation of type II interferon production. The transcript has 8 exons.